Fusarium sp. VM40 is the source of this 267-nucleotide messenger RNA. The record is from the annotation of a GenBank genome assembly. Lineage: Eukaryota; Fungi; Ascomycota; Sordariomycetes; Hypocreales; Nectriaceae.
AUGAAGUUCCUCCCCGUCGCCGUCGCCUUCUUCGCCGCCUUCGCCAUCGCCUCCCCAUCCGCCGAGGGUGAGCUUGAGCGCCGACAAUGCUCGUGCAAGAAGAUCGGCGAUGAGUGGCUCUGCAGCGGCCCCAAGUGCCCUCGCGAUCUCCCUGCCAAGAGAAGCCUUCAGCGUCGACAGUGUUCUUGCAAGAAAGUUGGUGGCGAGUGGAUCUGCAGUGGCCAGAAGUGUCCUCGUGAUCUUUCUCACAUUACCGAGUCUGAGUAA